AAGAAUAUUAAGUCAAAAGAAAAAUUUGGUUUGCUUACUACUUGCUUGCUUUAGAGUUGAAGCAGCUUUUUCUUCAGCAAAGUUUAACGAUAUUCUUACAAAAGAAAUCAAUUCUUCCUUCGAUUAUACAAUAAUUUUUCUUUAAUAACUUUUGAUAACUUUUAAUAACUUUUCUAGAAUCUGUAAUAGAUAUAUUUUAACACUAGUAUCAAGGAAAUAUUUCUGAUUGCGAAUAGUCAUACUACUUCAAAGGAGGAGAGAGUAUAAACUGAGCAAGCGCUUUUCUUAGCAGCAGAAUGAUACUUUUCUGUGUGCACAAUGCGAACAUCGUUCUUCGAUGUAUAAUUUGAUCAUCGCGUAAUCGCUCAAUGCACCGUAUCAGCAUUGAUUGCCGCGUAACAAUUAAAAGUGCUAACUUAUUACAAAAACUCAAGUGGCUUAAAUACACAAUAAACACGGAGUCACGCGUUCCAAGAAAGAUAAAUGAUCUAUUAACUUCCAAAGAAAUUAUAUUGUGUCAUUGUUUUUUCUCCUCUCGUGAUCACAAAACCCAUUUUUCUUACGCGUCAGUUGCAGUUAGUUAAUCGUAAAAAUUACUCCAGUGGAAUGAAUCAUUUCGCAAACAUGCUGUACGAAGUCAACUGUUCGGUACGAUCGUGGAAAUUUGCCUUACACACGUACGCAACACAGAUGCGUCACGACGUGUCGAAGGUACCGUCUGGUUGAAACAUCUGCAUUAUGCAUUAAAUAGCUUUCGCGUGAACAUGUAUGUGUUUGCAUAUACAUGUCACUUGUAUUUUUAUCUUUUGUUGUUGCAUUCAACAACACUUACGGCGUAACUUGCAGUCUACGUUUACGUCUCUGUGUUUUGAGAUAUUUUUAUUCUUUUCUUUUCUUUGUUUCUUUACAAUUUUGUUUCCUCACACAGUCAAACAGUCCUCAUGCAGUUAAAUCUCUGGCACAACUACACUCAGAAAAUGGUCUCUCAGAAUCGUAGCGAAAAUAAUCUAGAGACGAUAAAUGAGCUAAAGCGGAUGAAUAAUUAGCAAACACCGCGAUAUUACAUAUGUUUCGUAUUUAAUCAACAUAGAUAACAGAGACAGAAUUGAUAUUUAAAUUAUUCAUGAAAAUUGACCAAGAAAGUCCUUCUAUGUGGCAUCUAUCCAAAUUAUCAUGUUUGCUAUCAACGUUACAAUGACAUUUUUCCUCAUAUAUUCACAUUAAGUAUGUUUGUGUAUGUAAUUGUAUAUGUUUUGCACAAACCCUAUAUAAACCCUAUAUAAACCCUAUAUAUGUUUUAUACAAUUAUAUAAAAAUAAAUGUAAUGUGAUUCGUGAAGACAAUUCGCCAAAUAAAUGAUAGCGAACGUGUUAAAGAAAUUAUUAAUUAUUUGUAACGAUAAAUUCUAUGUACUACAGACAAUUUUUUAGCAGAUAUAAAAAACAGCGAUAAAUUCUAACUGCGACAUUUUGAAUUCUAUCUGGACCAGCAAAACAUUUUUUCGAAUAAACGACAUCCAUGAUUUAUUAAUUAUUUCAUGACGCAGCUGUGUGUGCGGAUUCGACAUUAUUUUCAUGUGUUGUGAACAUUUGCGGCACGACUUGCAGUCUGCCUCGUCGUUUCCGCGACGAGAAUUCUCACCUAUUCCCUGGAAUUUCCCGUUGGCUCUUACGUGACACUUUUGAUUACCGAAACGGAACGUUUCCGUUUUACGGGGCGCGUUUCUCGCGAUAAUUAUCUGUCUAACUACUAACGAACUGUUUGAAAGAGCACUCGAAUUCGACGAUUCCGUUGGAAUGUAAGAUCUAUUGAUUUGUGUGAUCUAUUGACACGAGAGGCAAUAACAGACUCGCGCGUUGCAAUCGCAAGAGCGCGUUAUCUAAUGCAGACUGUAGUGUUCUUUCUACAUUUUUGUACGACAUUUCAGCAGUCCGUUUCAUUGUGAGCCGCAUCGAUAAUGACGCGGCAUAAUCGCUGAAGAUUGACAGGAUUGUGAGUUGGCAUUCACUACUGUUCGUUACAUAAGUUGCAAAUGGCGAAUGUCAUCAACGGCAUUUGUAAAUUUUACAUCGACUCACUUAUUUAUCGGCACGAGUAUCCUCAACGAUCCAGUAUCCGUAUUAUUGCGAGCAUUACUAUUAUUGCAAGUUAUACCGUAAAUAUUGUUGAAGGCAACAACGAGAGGUAAAAAUACAAGCGAGAUAACCCGCACAAAUUGUUUCGCAUAAUUGCAGCUCAGGAUAUAAUUAGCCAUAAUUACGAAAUAUGUUAUUUGGCUAUUUCUUAAGUAACGAUCGGUUAGCUGAUAAUCGGUUGACGGUUAUUUGCUCAGUACUUUACGUGGUAUUUAUAGUUGUGAGUUCGCAAUGUGAAUCGACAGUGCUCGUAUUGUUCUGUUCCGCCGUAGUUCCCUCAAAACGCAAUAAUAAAACGUACUUGGCGCCUUGCAAUCGUAACCUGAAGGAUAUCUCGAUUAGGAUCGUUUAAAUCCAUUAAAAAUGGAGCUGAACAGCAACCCUAUCGCGACUUCGCCGAAGAAUUCCGUUCACGGUGAUGAGACCACUUUCAAGCAACCGCUCGGAAAUGGCGGAACGUACGGGGCAUUUCAGUCGAAGGAUCCUAUCUUGGCGAUGGAGAAGGGCGACGAUGUCAAAAGAGGAGGCACUAACGAGCACGGCAUUACCGUACACCAUCCCACCUCGUACCUGGAAACCAUGAUGCAUCUGUUCAAGGGUAACGUCGGCUCGGGGAUCUUCGCGUUAGGAGACGCUUUUAAGAACGCGGGAUUGCUGUUGGCACCGCCGCUCACGAUCCUCCUCGGUAUCAUCUGCGUGCACGCCCAACAUAUCCUCAUCAAAUGCAACGAAGAGGUGACACGUCGUGUCGGCGACGGCGACGGCGCGAGCGGAUUCGCCGGCACCGUGGAGAUGUGCUUCGCCACUGGACCCCUCGGCCUCCGUAGAUAUUCAUCUCUAAUGAGAAAAUUGGUUAAUGUGUUUUUAUGCGUCACGCAACUCGGAUUCUGCUGCGUGUAUUUCGUUUUCAUUUCCACAAAUAUGAAACAGGUGUUAGACGUGCAUGGAAUCGAGAUGGACGUUCACCAGCACAUGGCGGUGGUUCUGAUUCCCAUACUGCUUAGCACCUGGAUCAGAAAUCUCAAGUAUCUAGUGCCACUGUCCUCGGUGGCGAAUUUCCUCGUGAUGGCGGGUUAUAUCGCCACCAUGUACAUCAUGAGUCACGACGUGCCGUCCAUAAGUGAGAGAAGAUACGUCGCGGACUGGCAUGAGAUACCUCUGUUCUUCGGUACUGUGAUAUAUUCCUUCGAAGGUAUUACUCUAGUACUGCCACUGAAGAAUGAGAUGAAGAAUCCCAACAAUUUUAGCAAGCCACUGGGUGUUCUGAAUGUUGGUAUGGUGAUAGUCGGCUCUAUGUUCGUCGCAAUAGGUUUCCUGUCGUAUUUGAAAUACGGCAACGAGGUCGCCGGUUCCGUUACGCUCAAUCUCGAUUCAGCGAAGAUGGUGGACGGCAAAGUCAUCCACGGUUACUCAAGUCUGCCGCAAUGCAUCAAGACCGCCAUCUCAUUGAGCAUAUUGCUCACGUACGCGCUGCAAUUUUACGUCCCGAUCGCGAUAAUGUGGCCCGGCAUCGUCAGCCAGUUCGGUCCCUUCAAGUGGCCGGUGCUCGCGGAGAUUAUUUUCCGUUCCGCCAUGUGCCUUAUCACGUUCAUUCUGGCGGAGGCGAUACCGGAACUGGGUCUCUUCAUAUCCCUGGUUGGCGCAGUCAGCAGCACCGCACUCGCCCUCGUGUUCCCGCCGAUCAUCGAGAUAGUCGUCUACUGGCAAAACGCCAACCUCGGUUUCUUCACGAUCGCGAAGGACAUGACGAUAGUGCUGAUCGGCGUGUUAGGCUUCGCUACGGGAACGUAUGAGAGCGUGACGUCGAUCAUCAAGGCGUUUAGCAAGUGAGCGCGCGCGCGCGUGUGUGUGUGUGUGAUGACUGGGCGAUUUAUAUUAAUUGUAUUCGAGUGGAUAAGCUUGAGACACAACGCGAUCAAGGAUCGCGCAAGAGGGCAAAAGUUAAAGACCGCAACAUUCGCUAAUUAAUAAUAAUUUUGUCGUCAAGAAAUCAGCAGUAUCUACGACAUCUCAUAUUUGUGAAGGAGCACCAAAGACAGAUUAGCUGAGCCAUUACUGAGACUGGCUAGCGCAAUCUUCCUUCAAUUGGUAUAAGCCGAUGAUAAAAAAAUUUAAUCAAUAUGUAAACAGAUUUAUAAAUUGAUAAAGAUUUAUAAUUGAUAAAUGAUAAAGUAAACUCCAAUUUCUAACAGAGAAGGGAAAAUGGCACAAAAAGAUUAAAUGGAAAUUAUUAUUCUCUUCUUGACAGAGUGAUUGUUAGGUCGUUUAUCAGCAAUUGUGUCUUGAAUAUUUGUCUUUUUGAAAAGUAUUCAGUCAUAUGUAUUCCGACCGCAUAUUCAGCGCUAAAAAUGCAGCCGUCCGCUUUGCGACAGAAUAUCCUGCACGCGACACAAAUAAAUCUUAGAAUCAUCGGGCCAUAUUUAACGGUAAAUAUGACGUCCGGGAUACGGCCCGAUUUCACUUGUUAAGGCGCGCGGUUUUAAUGAACCAUGACAUCUACGAUAUCUCCGCGUGAAUCGAGAAAAAAGGAAACAACUCCUGGAGACAACAAAGGAGAAAACUCCUGUCACUUCGCACUUCCAGAUCGUAUGCGAUUGUAGUAGGUGUUGGCAAUCCCUAAGGCACGAUUAAAAUGUUAGCCGCUCUAUGAUGAUAAUUUAUGUGUGAUACCAAUAGUCGUAGCGAUAAGACGUAACGCAGGUUGUGGAGGUCAGUGUGAUCGUUAUCGAUAUCGAGUUGAUAUUAUUAAUAAGUCUUUCGGACAGCGCAGAUAUGUCCGCGCGCUCGGAACAGAUUGCGCAGGCCGUCUUUGUGUUGUUCGAGCGCAUCGUGUUUUAUUUAUGCGUUUAAUAAGUCUCGUUGCGUAGGCGGGGGAGAGAACCAACUUUCAGAGAGGAGCUUUCAGAGAGAAGCUUUCAACUUCUACGCGUAUACAAUACUUCGAAGUACAAUAUGUAGUUUGCACGAAGCAAGGAAAAGGAGAAAAGGACAGGACAAAAAUAAAAAGAGAAACGCAUCGAUCCUUUCUGUAAUUCUGCAAUUACGCAGCUUUCUCGUAGUGGCAAAGCGAUUAGAACGCGUAGCUUCGUUGUAGUACUUGUAAUUCUUACAUUAGAGCGUUUUCACUUAGCGAAUUGUCUUUUUAUUCUAAUUUCUCCGAGGUAGAAUGCGAACUGUUAAGCGGCGAGAUUAGCCUAAUGUAUCCGACAAUUAAUUCGAAUGAACGACGAUUACACUACUUGCGAAUUAACGAGUGCAACUCACGACGUGAGGCAUAUUCGAGUUCUAAACGCUAUUAAAUUCCCACCGAGAAUGAAAAUUGUACUGAUAAUUGUGUGUCGUCCUAUAAAGAGAAUUGCAUAUUCUGGACGUAUUAAUAAACAAAGCACCUGUAACUCUUUUUAUUCGUGAUACAAGUUGAAGAAGUUUUCAUUGACGAAGAUAUGUUUCGUCUAUGCGGUUUUGUUUUUAUUCUCGACCGAUCGCUGUAAUCAAACGAAAUUUUCGAUACUUGAAUUCGAUAUUCAAGUAUCGCUCUGGUGCUUGUGUAUUUGAUUCACGUUGAAACAACUGAACAUCCCAUUAGCUGGAUUUUGCUUGGAGGAUAAUGUAAAUUCAAUUGUUCCGCAUACGAUCGUCGUAAACUGCAAUGCUGUCGUUGAAGAGACACACUUCUCCUAGUCGUGUAAUGUAUUUGAACAAUUUUCACGUUGAUAUUUUAUCAAUAUAUGAUUAAUAUAUUAUAA
This is a messenger RNA of Odontomachus brunneus, 5881 nucleotides long. RefSeq names its product proton-coupled amino acid transporter 1. The record is from RefSeq and is a predicted model, not a curated record. Gene Ontology annotation, biological process: amino acid transmembrane transport. NCBI's taxonomy places the organism in Eukaryota, Metazoa, Arthropoda, Insecta, Hymenoptera, Formicidae. Bases 2499 to 3965 code for a protein of 488 amino acids. The transcript has 11 exons. Gene Ontology annotation, molecular function: amino acid transmembrane transporter activity. Gene Ontology annotation, cellular component: vacuolar membrane.